This is a messenger RNA of Aegilops tauschii subsp. strangulata, 1765 nucleotides long. Its product is annotated as anthocyanidin 5,3-O-glucosyltransferase. The record is from RefSeq and is a predicted model, not a curated record. NCBI's taxonomy places the organism in Eukaryota, Viridiplantae, Streptophyta, Magnoliopsida, Poales, Poaceae. Gene Ontology annotation, molecular function: UDP-glucosyltransferase activity.
UCCACUCUGCUACUAGUAGCAGCGACCACCCCUGCGCUGCGUGGUGUCCUGUCCUUCACUCCCCCGCGCACACACUCCCCGACUCCUUUCCCCCGAUCUCGGCCAUGGCUGCGGCGGCGGCAUCGGCGUCGGCGAAGACGUUCGUGCUCUACCCGUCGCUGGGCGUGGGCCACCUGAACCCCAUGGUGGAGCUGGCCAAGCACCUGCUCCGCCGCGGCCACAGCGCCGUCCUCGCCGUCGUCGACCCGCCCGACGGCGACCCCACCUCGGCCGCCGCGGUGGCGCGCCUCGCCGAGGCCAACCCCUCCAUCGCCUUCCGGCUCCUCCCGGCCCCGCCCAGCCCGGACCCCGCCGCGCACCCCAUCAAGCGCGCCCACGACACGCUCCGCCUCGCCAACCCCGCGCUCGGGGGCUUCCUGCGCGCGCUGCCGGCCCCCGCCGACGCGCUCCUGCUCGACAUGUUCUGCGUCGACGCGCUCGACGUCGCCGCCGAGCUCGCCCUCCCCGCCUACUUCUUCUUCGCCUCCGCCGCCAGCGACUUCGCCAUCUUCCUCAACAUGCCGUACCUCUACCCCGGCCUGCCGUCCUUCAAGGACAUGGGCGACACGCUCGUGCACAGCCCCGGCAUGCGGCCGGUGCGCGCGGUGGACAUGCCGCUGUCGGUGCAGGACAAGGAGAGCGACAUGACCAAAACCCGGAUGUACCAGUUCAAGCGCAUCGCGGAGGGGAGGGGCGUGCUGGUCAACAGCUUCGACUGGCUGGAGCCCACGGCCCUGAAGGCGCUCGCCGACGGCGUCUGCGUGCCCGGCCGGCCGACCCCCAGGGUGUUCUGCAUCGGGCCAUUGGUCAACGACGGCAAGAAGAGCGGGGACGGCGAGACGCGGCACGAGUGCCUCGCGUGGCUGGACGCGCAGCCGGAGCGGAGCGUGGUGUUCCUCUGCUUCGGCAGCAUCGGCGCCGUGUCCGCGGCGCAGCUGAGGGAGAUAGCUUAUGGGCUGGAGAGCUCCGGCCAUCGCUUCCUGUGGGUCGUACGGAGCCCACCUGCAGACCCGGCCGACGUCUUCCAGCCGCGCCUGGAGCCAGACCUGGACGCGCUCCUCCCCGAGGGGUUCAUGGAGAGGACACGGGACAGAGGGAUGGUGCUGAAGAUGUGGGCGCCGCAGGCGGAGGUGCUGCGGCACGCCGCCACCGGCGCCUUCGUGACGCACUGCGGCUGGAACUCGGCGCUGGAGGCGAUCAUGGCCGGGGUGCCGAUGAUAUGCUAUCCGAUGUACGCCGAGCAGGCGUUGAACAAGGUGUUCAUGGUGGAGGAGAUGAAGAUCGCCGUGCCGUUGGAGGGUUACGAGAAGAGAAUGGUGAAGGCGGAGGAGAUAGAGGCUAAGCUGAGGCUGGUGAUGGAGACUGGGGAAGGGAGGAAGCUCAGGGAGACGCUUGCGGCGGCGAGAAAGAUGGCGUCGGACGCCAUCAGCAACGGCGGGUCUUCUGAAGUGGCAUUCGCCGAGUUCUUGAGAGAUUUGGAGAAUGGAGGAUGCAACAAUUGAUCAAGCUGGAUGACAGAUGUACUCUGCAAGGAUGGUAGUAACAACUUGCAGAUUUUGUCAGCAGCAUAAGAGAAAAAUAGAGUUUGUAUUACUGCAUUAGUGUGUCCAGUGCAGCAGGGAGGACUCAUUGCUCACUCAAAUUAUUAAAUGAAUCAAAUUGGAUAAUGUCGGCACCAAAUCAUCAGAGAGGCAUGCGUCAAAUACAGCAGUUCAUUGUGAUUGUA